UGUUAUCAGGUUACUCGGAUGGAGGGCAUUUGCUGGCCAUGUAACGCGGAAAAGGAAGUCCUGGGGAACGCACCCCUCCUUGCCCAGGAGGGGAAAGCCAUGCAGCGCCCAGAGGCUGGGAAGCCUAUUAUCAAAUUCAACCACUGUCAGAAGUACAUCUACAGCUUCAGCGUGCCGCCAUGCUGCCCCCUCUGCCGGCAGGACGUGGGCUCCAGGAAGCUGGAGGAAGCACCUGUCAGCAUCCCUAAUCCGUUUACCGAUGGGCAUCAAGAAGAGUGUUCAUUCCUCCUCAGACCAACUCAAGGGACGUUUCUUAGGGAGUAUGACGGAAGGUCUGAUCUUCACGUGGGGAUAACCAACACAAAUGGAGUCGUGUAUAAUUACACGGUGCACGGUGUCCAGCGAGACGAAGCGGGCUGGGGGCAGAGCGUGAGCAUCCCGCUCCUGCAGCCCGGCAUGUUCGGACUGAUGGACCAGUGGGACAAGUACCUGGAAGACUUCUCCACCACGGGGGCCUGGCUGCCUCACAGGUACGAAGAAGACCACCACAACUGCUACAGCUACGCCCUCAAGUUCAUUAACUGCGUCCUGGCCACACAGGGCGAGGAGCGGCUGGACCGGGACGAGUUCACGGAGAAGUUCGUGAUCCCGAGGACGAGGAAGGCUUCCAAGUACAUCAUGCUCUACCGCAUGAUAGAAGAGCACGGCUUCUACGUCAUCGAGCCCCCUGGUCCCCAGACAAGCCCACGUCCGGGAAGCGGCUCGUGCUGAGCGCGCAUCGCACCUGAGAGCAGACAGGAAGUGACGUCUGGGGGUUCCCGCCUGGAACAGCUACUGGGCCUCUAUAUGUCUUCAACUGUGUUUAAUAAAAAAGAGUUAGACGGCUUCCCUUUACGCAUAUUUCAGCUUACUGCAGUGUAAGAAUUUACGAAAUGAAUAAAAAUUG
Molecule: messenger RNA, 946 nt
Organism: Globicephala melas (long-finned pilot whale)
Lineage: Eukaryota; Metazoa; Chordata; Mammalia; Artiodactyla; Delphinidae
Gene: MKRN2OS
Product: MKRN2 opposite strand
Source: RefSeq, a predicted model, not a curated record